This is a messenger RNA of Aspergillus chevalieri, 1359 nucleotides long. It is a transcript of the gene NTA1, whose product is annotated as putative protein N-terminal asparagine amidohydrolase. Gene Ontology annotation, molecular function: protein-N-terminal asparagine amidohydrolase activity; protein-N-terminal glutamine amidohydrolase activity. The coding region runs from base 1 to 1359 and encodes 452 amino acids. Gene Ontology annotation, biological process: protein catabolic process. Lineage: Eukaryota; Fungi; Ascomycota; Eurotiomycetes; Eurotiales; Aspergillaceae. The record is from RefSeq and is a predicted model, not a curated record. The transcript has a single exon.
AUGGGUCACAUGACCUCGUUAUCCGGAUUUGAAUAUUAUCAUGCAAGUUUGGACAAACACGGAAUCCAACAGCAAUUGAAAGAACACAAUAUACCUAUCAAAAUUCUAUUCAAAAAGUAUCUGAGCGUUAUUCGACCAUAUCUCAAUCCUCGCGUUACUUCACACCCCGCAUCAAAUAUCAACCACCAUCCCACUCUCCGUCCUGUGAAUUCAACGAAUACACAAAUCAGGUCCGGGCUCCCGGCCUUAAUACCUCCUCACCAUAAAAAACUAUUCUCCAAAAUUCAAGAAAUAAACCACAAGAACGAAAUGAAAAUCGCCACACUACAAUUCUCCCCCAAGCUCGGCGACACAGCGGGGAACAUCAAGCGGGCAGACGAGCUGCUGAAAAAUGGAGGCCGCAGUACUACUCUCGGGAAAGCGAAUAGAAUUGAAGAAUUGAAACCAGAUAUUCUGGUUCUAUCGGAAAUGGCAUUGACGGGAUAUAACUUUCCCAAUCUAGAGGCUGUCAAGCCAUAUCUCGAGGAAGCGGGGAUGGGGCCUUGUGGUAUUUGGGCGAAGGAGACGGCGAAGAAGUUCGGGUGUAAGGUUUGCGUUGGAUAUCCGGAAGUUGAGAGGAGUGGCGAGGGGGGAGGGAAAGAGAUGUAUUAUAACUCGUUGCUGGUUGUUGAUGAGAAGGGGGAGAUUCUUGCCAACUAUCGCAAGACGUUUCUUUACUAUACGGAUGAGACGUGGGCUGCGGAGGGCGAUGCAGGGCGUGGUUUCAGACAUAUCUCGUUCCCUCGACAGGGCCAGCAGCAGCAGCAGGAGGUUGCCACGUCGUUCGGUAUCUGCAUGGACAUUAACCCGUACCGCUUCGAAGCACCCUGGACAGCAUGGGAAUUUGCGAACCGCAUUCUCGACACGCGCUCGCAGUUGGUCCUUUUGUCAAUGGCGUGGUUGACGCAUUCAGACCGCGAGGAGUUGCAGGCGUUGCAUACGAAGCCGGAACUAGGGACGUUUAAUUACUGGGUUCAGAGGCUUAUGCCGUUGUUCAGGCGGCAUAUGGAGCAUUCGAGUGGCCUUGGCGGGGAAGAUGAAGGGGAGAAGAGGAUGAUUGUGGUUUUUGCGAAUCGGGUUGGUGAGGAGGAGGGGCAUGGGGAGGAUAAGGAGCCGGUGAGGUAUGCGGGGACGAGUGCUGUGCUUGGAUUUUCGCAGAGGGCUGGCUCUGGCUCUGGUGCCGGGAGUGAAGAUGGAGAUGGGAUUGAUGUUAAGAUUCUGUGUUGGGAUAUUAUGGGUGCCACAGAGGAGGGGGUUUGUUUUGCGAAUACUGGAGAGGAUCCGGAGAUGGUGUUUAGUUUGGCUAAGGAUAAUCCGUAA